UUCCAGUGUUUCUACAUGGCACAGAUGACUAAUGGAGAGACAUUAUAAUUUUACUUGGUGCAGUAUUGAUCUUUCAACAAUCAAAUCUUUCUUGUCACAAAGGAUUCAAUUACAUCUCCCAAUGUUUAUGUCUCAAAUUCAUAAUUCUGGAUUUUUUUAAUUUCUGGAUAUUUGCUGAUUAAAGGGAAUUCCCACUAAACCACAGGUUAGAAAUUUUUAUUUAAAUGUAUCAAUUGACUGUCUAUAUUGAUCAAGUGUUUUCCUUUUUUAUACUAUAGUGAGAUUCCCAUGACCUGGUAAUAACAAUAGACUGUGUUUUAUUUGAUGAUCUUCUUAGUGUAGCCAGAUGAAGAAGAUCAGCUGGUCAGAUUAUAACACAAGGAAUGUAAACUAAGUACUUAUGUAUACACACACGGAUUACUAAUUACCUUGUUUUUCCUUUCAAACUUUUAUAAUUGAUCUAUGUACAAAGAGUACCUGCAGGGUAAUUGCACUUAUAUACACAUAUACACAAGGAUGUACAACACUAGGAUAGAAUUGGUGUGUAACAGUUCACAAUGAAUUUGCACCUCUGGAUUUAUUUAUUUCCUGCUCAAUAGAAAAUGAAGUUGUAUUCAUUUUUAGGACGUUUGUAUUUUUUAAUAUUAAUUUAUAUACCAUCGACAACAUGGUCAUUUCCAUAUGAAAAGAGAUCAUAUUCCCAUGUGGAUACCAUAUUCAACAAAAGAAAGCACAUCAAAGAAGAUACAUAUGUAAAUAAUAAGUUAAAACUGCAAUUUAAUAUCAAGGAUCCUGCCAGAAAUGUUAUAUUUAAACCAACAGAUGUACAUAAUGUACAACUGCCUCAGGAAGUUAAGUACGUUACAACCGGUACACACAAAUAUUCAGGAAAUGUUAGAGAAUAUAAAAAUAGUGAUAGUGAAGAUGUGAGUCUUGCGGAGGCACUGACUCAGGAAUCAGAGGAGAAUAAGUCAUCAUUUAGUAUGGUUCUACCUAUAGCAGGGACUUUAACUGUCUUAUUUAGUAUGUCAAUAUUAGUGGCUAUAUUCCAAUGUUGUUGUCGGAAAAAACGACAGACUUCACAAUCUGAAGAAGUGAAGACACGAAAUGAUAAACAAGUGGAUUCUGGAAAAGAUUCUGGAGAUGAACUUCUAAAAGAUGAAGAGAAAAUUCAUACUGAAAAUAAGGGAUCAGAAAAAGAAGAAAAGGAAAUAACAUCUAUAAAAUCAAAGAUCAAAGCCUUCGAAGGAGUGAUACCAACCCAACCAUCUCCAGGGCCAAUUAGACAUGUAAGGAAAAGGCCAGAAAGUAAUGCUUUUAAAGCUUUGGAGAACCAGGGAAUUGUAUAUGGCAUGGGUAAAAGUCCUUCUAGGCUUUCAAAGACACCUGAGGAUGAGAACCAGAAUGCAACUGUCUCAGAGGAAGUUACCAGAACAGAAAGGGAGACAACUCCUGAUGAUGAUUUAGGAGGAUACAAACAGGCAGAGAACCCAGAUGUAGUUAUAGCUGAUGUAGACGAGAACGAUGAAUUUGGUGUUAUAGUCAGAGACACUUCAGUAUUGAGAUCUCACAAAAGAGCGCCACCUCCAAAGAACAGAAACAGAUCAUCAGCUGCUGUCAGAAGAAAACGAGCAAGGGAGACAAAUCCAGAUGUUCUUUUUAAUGACAGUUCAAACAACUCAUCUUUAGCUUUGCCAGAUGACCUUGAACUUGUGUACUCAGACAAAGUUAGUGUUAAAAGUGAUACAAGUGAUUCAAAAGACAGGAAAAAAGACAAAACAGAUUCGUCUGAAAGGAAUAAAAAUAAAACUGAUUCUGCUGAAAAAAGUAAACAAAAGAAAGACAAAAUUAAAAUUCUGAACGACAAGGAUUUAAUUGAGAAAAAAAGGGAAGAAACUCCGACUAUAGUGACUUCUGAUCAUAGUGAUGACAAUAUAAUAGAUAUAUCUAAACAAGAAGUGCCACCAGAAGUGUUCUCAGGAGGAAAUAUAUUUAUGCACAUUGAUCCUACUGUGAAGAAAAAUGCUGUUAAAGUAGAAAAGAAACCAGCUACACCUCCUCCUACCCCACGAGUACGGACCAGUCAACUUAGUGUAGAGGAAAGAAAAGAAAAAGCCAAAUCUACGCCAUUAUUAACUAGUCAUGAAGAUCUUGCAAAAGCUCUUGGUAAACUCAAGUCUCCAAGCAAAGAGAAUAACAGUGCUAAGACUGCUGGAAAGAAUCGUUCAUCCACCGAUCUCUCAUCUAACACAAAAAUGUGAUAAUUGUUAUUGUAAACAUUGUGUGAUUUACUAUGGAACUCUUUAUUUAUAGUGGUGGUAAUCCACUUUAAUAUACUUGAUUAAUCAUUUAAAACUUGCUAAAACUUUUUAUAAUUGUAUGUUAUAUGAUAGUAUUACCAUUAAUAAUUUGAACUUCAGCUUAUUUUCUAAUCAAACCAUUAGUUUUAAUUCCAUACUUAUUUUUGAAACUUAUAGCAAUAAUGUGGUGCUUAUAUUGUGAAUCUAAGUAUUUCUACACUCCUGUGUAGAAAUUCAGAAAGGGAAAGACUUUUAUGUAAUUUACUUAUUGGCUGUCAAAGUUUUUUUCAUGACAGUCAAAAUAUAUUUAAACACAUGUAUUAUUAUUAUUCCAAAUGACAUAUGGCAAUGAACUGAUCUUGUAAUUAAAUAGGAUAUUUGUAGUACAAAAAAAAUGGUUAAAAUGGAAAUCAGCCAUAUAAAAUUUAUACCUUGUAUUGUAAUACAACAUGAGAUGUUUUUUCCUAUAACUGAUCAAAUCAGUCUGGAUAGAUUUAAGAUUUUUUAACACAGUUCUUUGAAUAACCUAUACCAAAUAUUCUGCUGGAGAAAUUUAUAUAUGCUAAGCGUCAAAAAUCUAUUUCUUCAAAGUUCUUAUAAGUUUAAAUCACUAUUCCUGAUACAGACAGUAACUCUAGGAUAUAUCGCUUUAUGCAAGUGUUGCAAAAGCAGGAAACCCAAACAUUAAUCUGAUUAAAACUUAUAAAAAAGGUUCAAAGCUACAUCAGGUAUAAAUAUAUAGUAAUACUGAUUUGGGAGACCCGAACCAUCUUUAUGCUGCUUUAUGUAUGAAUUAUGCAUCAACAAACUCAGUUACAUGCAAGGUAUAU
This is a messenger RNA of Mytilus trossulus (common blue mussel), 3130 nucleotides long. Its product is annotated as MATH and LRR domain-containing protein PFE0570w-like. Bases 603 to 2261 code for a protein of 552 amino acids. NCBI's taxonomy places the organism in Eukaryota, Metazoa, Mollusca, Bivalvia, Mytilida, Mytilidae. The transcript is spliced from 9 exons. The record is from RefSeq and is a predicted model, not a curated record.